Messenger RNA from Triticum dicoccoides, 4733 nucleotides. Its product is annotated as protein HUA2-LIKE 2-like. The coding region runs from base 260 to 4405 and encodes 1381 amino acids. The record is from RefSeq and is a predicted model, not a curated record. Lineage: Eukaryota; Viridiplantae; Streptophyta; Magnoliopsida; Poales; Poaceae. The transcript is spliced from 11 exons.
AAAACACAAAAUAUACUCAUAAAACCAGGAGAGCAGAAGAGAAUGAUAAAAAUAAGUAAAAUUCCUCUUCCCCUCGCCGCUGCCUGCCGCCGCCGUUGUUGAAGCUAAAGGGAAGAGGAGGGGGAGGACGACCACCGGGCGCCCUGCUGCCUCCGGCACGAGCUGCGGCCUGCUGCCGCUACACAGCCUCGUGCGCUGUGCGCUAAUCGCCGCCCCGGAGGCGGCGGCGGCCCUGCGGUUGGCUGGUUGCGGGAGACCGAUGGCGCCGGCGAGGAGGAAGCGCGGCGCAUCUGCGGCUGCUGCAGCGGCGGCGGCCGCGGCGCAGUGGAAGGUCGGCGACCUGGUGCUCGCCAAGAUGAAGGGCUUCCCCGCGUGGCCAGCCAUGAUAAGUGAACCAGAGCAAUGGGGUCUACCUUCUGUUAAAAAUAAGCGUCUGGUCUACUUCUAUGGAACUAAACAGAUUGCUUUCUGCAACUAUGCAGAACUGGAGGCGUUCACUGAGGAGAAAAGGAGGUCUUUACUUGCUAAGCGACAUGGCAAAGGGGCUGAUUUUGUAAGAGCAGUUGGUGAGAUAAUUGAUGUUUACGAUUCUUUGAAGAAAGAUAAUAACAAGCUUGAUCUUACUGCCGAUGAAGUGAAACCAGGUGAAGAAAAUCUUGGUGAUAGUAAUAGCAGAUUGGAUACUAAAGAUCUAGCUAAGAGCUCUAACAUGUGUAGUGAUAAAAAAUUAGAAGACCAUUCAGUCACUGCAAGAGAUCGCGGCUUGGUCACUGCUGAUGCGCCUUCUGUCACUUUAGUCGGGAGUGAGCGAUGCGUUGUAAAUUCUGCUCCUGACGGGCCCACAGAAAACAUAUCCAUGCUUGACGAGAUGAGGAAUAUCCCUUUGUCUGCUAGUUCAUUUUCGAAAAAAAAGCUAAGGGAUGCAUACUCUCAGAACUGCUACACACGGAGUAGGGCUCUAGCUUUGCGGAUGUCGAGAAGUUCAUUGAGUGUUGUAAACAGAAAAGUUCAGGGUUCUUGUAAGCUUUUGGGUGAAACCAGUUUGGCUUCUGUUGAUUUGGUUUCUGAUGACAAUAAGGAAGAAUUGACUGUUCUUAAAUACCCAGAGCAUGACAAAGCGAACUCAGGCACCCUUUCUAUGCUGGAUGAGGUUUGUGUGCAUUCAAGUGUAGGCACCUUCAAUCAACCUGGAACUCCUGGGGCUAGUGACUGCAAUAAAAAUUUGUCUUCUACUGCUAAGGUAGAUAAUACCUGUGACAGUGAAGCAUCUCAAAAUGGAGCUUCAGCGAUAGAAUUAAAAUCAAAUGGUGCGUCAAGUUUUCCCAUGAAGUCAACAGUAAUUUUCAAGAGAAAAAGGAAGCCAAAUAGAAACUGGGUUCCUCAUGCUACAGAUUGUAUGACAACCAAUAAGGACGAGGAAUUCGAGGUUGAGUUGAGUGGAAGACUCACAGAUUCUCCAAAUUCAAAGAAUGAAUUUAAUAAGUCAGACGGAGAUGAACACUUGCCGUUGGUCAAAAGAGCAAGGGUUCGAAUGGGAAGGCCUCAGUCAGUGGCUUCACCAAAGACAGUUGGCCAGAUUGAUGUCCCUAAUAAUAGAUCAGGGCUUGCUGCACCUGCUGACCACUCUGUUAUGCAUAUUAGCAAUGCUUCUUCAGCUGACCAGUCAUCCAUAUUAAACAUACCUGUCCUGCUAGGGGAUGGUCACUCUGUCUGGAAGAAUAAAGAAUACCAACCAAGGGGUUUAACAUUGGAUGUGGAAGCUGCUUUGCCACCAUCAAAACGCCUCCAUCGUGCUUUAGAAGCUAUGUCUGCUAAUGUUGCGGAAACUAUUAGUAGUCUUCCUGAAGAGAGAGGAUCAAAGCAGUUGAUUCUAAAUGGUUGUGUGUCUGCAGAAAACAGCCAUUCUAGUAAAUCGGCAGACACAGUAGUCACAAGCCCUAGCAGAUCUGGAAUAAUUGAAAGCCUUGGAUCAUCAGGCAUGCAAUUAAUGCAUAGCUCAACAGGCCAAACACACACCUCAGGAUCAAUUUUACAGAAUAAAAAUGUAGUUGUUUCCAUGAAACUGAAUGAGCCUGCCCUUGAUGUGACACAGACCAUAGCUGUACAUGAUCGGUUAUCAUCUUCUCGGAAACCUAGCUAUAAUGAUGUCUCCAAGCUAAUCAGCUACAGUAGUGAUACAAAACCAAUCGGCUGCCCUGCUUUUGAUGUUAACAGGAGUGAUGACAGAUGCGGUGAGCCAGUUGACGGGCCAAAGUUUCUUCUCUCUGAUAAUAAUGUGAACAGUGAUUCAGUAUCACGUGGUGAUACUGUUUUAGCAUCAGCAAUCAAUAUUUGUGAUACCACAAGCUCCUCUUCAUUGGCUACCAAGUCUUCUAGUAUACAGUCUGAUGCAGAUACCCGAACAUCUGAAGUGCACACCUUCUCAGCUUUGGCAUUGAAAGAACUGAACCACAGAAACCUGAAGGAUAGGUGCACGUCUCCAGAUGCAAUGCCUAUGAAAGAACUCAUUGCUGUUGCCCAAGCUAGAAGGUUCUCUCGGUCAACUUCCUUUUCAGAUUACUUCUUGAACGGCAAGUAUAUUUCUAAACCUUUGGUCAGCACACCUCUUAAGGAAGGACAGGGACAGCUUUCACCUUCGAAUCAGAUAGACAGGUCCACCUCUACAAAUGACAGUGUUCAUUCUAGGAGUCGUUCUGAUAACCCACAAGAGAAUGAUGUGAAAAAAGUAGCAAGGAGCAACGAGGCUAAUGCAGCACGGAAGGCUUUUGGAGCUUUUCUUGGUAUGCUGACAAGAACAAAAGAAAACAUAGCAUGUGCAACACGUCUUGCUAUUGAUUGCGCUAAACAUGGCAUUGCUUGGGAGGCGAUUGAUAUUAUUGUUGAAUGCAUGGAAAAGGAAAAUUUAUAUAAGAGGGUGGACCUUUUCUUUCUUAUUGAUUCAAUAACUCAAUGCUCUUGCAAUCAGAAAGGGAAUUCUGCAGGUGGAACUGGUGAUGUAUUCCCCUCCGUUGUUCAGGUGGUUCUGCCUCGUUUACUUUAUGCCGCCGCACCUCCUGGAAAUUCGGCAUGGGAGAAUCGAAGGCAAUGUCUCAAGGUUCUGAAACUUUGGCUUGAGAGGAAAACACUUCCAGAAUACAUCAUUCGUCACCAUAUUAGAGAACUCGAGGUUAUCAAUGAGGCAUCUUUUGGCAGCUCUCGCCGUCCUUCAAGGACAGAGAGAGCUUUAAAUGACCCAUUGCGUGAUAACGAAGGAAUGCUUGUUGAUGAGUAUGGGAGCAAUGCUGGUUUUCACAUACCAAACUUAAUUUGCACGAAAGUACUUGAAGACGAUGAAGGAAGCUCCUCUGAGGACAUUAGUUUUGAAGCCGUCACGCCUGAACAUGAGGCUCCAGGUGUUGAUGAGAAGGGAGAAUCUCAAAUACCUGUAGAGAAGCAUGGGCUCAUCCUUGAAGAUGUUGAUGGCGAGCUUGAGAUGGAGGAUGUAGCUCCACCAUCUGAAGCUGAAGCUAGUACCAGAUCCCAACCAGAGCGAAGUGAUACCUGCACACCAUCUUAUCACCAUCCUUCAGAUAACGGUCCUCCCCUCCCGAACAAUUGGCCUCCAUCACCCCCACCAUUGCCAUCAUCUCCUCCACCUGUUCCCGUUGCUCAGAGAACGCAGUUGCAGGCAACUUCACAAAUGGCAUCUGAUCCAGUUGGGCCGCAUCCGGCAGUUGCUACUUAUAAUGUUCAAAGUCAGCAGCCACAUUCUAUCGUGGAGCACCCACACAGCAUGAAUCUCUCGGUAGCUCCGUUGCAGCCUCCAUCAUUCUGCAAUUUGGGAUAUGGCGUGCAUCGAAAUCAGAUUGCACCACUCAAUUCAACUGGACCUCAUGGCAAUUUCGCUACACCACCAGCACCAUACCAUGGAAAUAACUACCAUCAACGUCCCACUGCAUCAAUGCCUAAUGAGGGAUAUCAUAUGCAGCGACCGCCCCCUCCGCCUCCAAGUCAAUUCUCUCAUAUGCCAUCAGAACCUAAUAAAAGACCACAACAAUGGAGUAAUAACUCCUUGUCUUAUCCUGAGAGCCAUCGUUAUAAUGGGCAUGAUCGAUAUCAUCACAGACAUGAUAGCAUGCAUCACGGGAAUGGUAGGAGACACCACUUGAAUGAUAGAGGGUAUCACCAUGAUGAAAGAGGACAUCAUCACUUUGACGAGAGAGCUAUUUGGGGACCGAUGCUCCAUGACCCUGACAGGGGAAGAUUUCCUCCUUUUCCGCCAGGACCACCUGCUCCAGACCAUUUUGAAGCAUCUGCAGCGCCAAUGCAAUUUGGACGUCCAUCAGAUCCCCCGCCAGGUGGGUGGUGUAUGGAUCUUCAAGUUCCUCAUGUGGCAGGAGCACAUGGUAGCUGGAGGCCAGGAUAACAGUUGACUAUCUUUGAAUCUGUUCUGUUGCUCCAAUACCUGCCACCUUCUACACAUGUUGUAUGGUAGGCACAACCGGGAGGUGGGCUGACCACGCCAGCAGCUGUCAUCUACUCCCUCCGUUCCGAAUUACUUGUCGUAGGUAUGGAUGUAUCUAGAUGUAUUUUAGUUCUAGAUACAUCCAUUUCUGCGACGAGUAAUUUGGAACGGAGGGAGUAUCAAUUUUAACCAUAGAUUGUAUUGUUAGUCUAACAUCGUUCAGUAUUAUUCGUCGAGCCUUCAUUGUAUUAUUCGUCGAGCCUUCAUUAUAUGUAUGCCCAUUCAUAAA